This is a messenger RNA of Dermacentor albipictus, 1873 nucleotides long. RefSeq lists its product as uncharacterized. Lineage: Eukaryota; Metazoa; Arthropoda; Arachnida; Ixodida; Ixodidae. The record is from RefSeq and is a predicted model, not a curated record.
ACGAAAAGAAGAAGCAGAAGUAGAGAGGACCACACGCUUCGUCAGAUCGCCGCCGAGGGCCAUGGGGAAGGUAUUCUCGCGUUACCUCAGCACGGGAAGCGACAGCGUUGUCCUGUCGAACCUCACUCGCUCGCCUAGCUUCGUGGCCAUCGAGCGAGCGAGCGACGGAAACCGCUCCGACAUCAAUGGCGGCGCCGAAACGCUCCCGCACAAGGGCGACGCGCUCGGUGCCUCGCCCUCAGCGGCGCCGUCACAGCUCGGAGGAACCCAGGGAGCGGACGCCGCUGGCAUCCCCGCGACGAAACAAGAACCGGAUGCGGCGCGGAAGGAUUCGUGCGCUCAACCCGUCAAGUACGUGCCGUCCAACGAUGCGUCUCUGAAGCACCUCACUGACAGUGACCAGAGGGUGCCGCUGCCUUCGAGCGGGUUUCGGCAGUCGCCGGCGGCCUCGGGACAACUGUUUGGCGCCCCCCUCAGGUCGGGCGCAGGGGGCGGCGGGGUCGCCGACCAGCUUCAGCUGUCCACCACGGAAGCUGUAAGCCUGUCUUCUACGGUGCCCCUGCGCCACUACAGCGAGACCAAAGCCAGCAACCUGGCCGCGCGGUUGAGGCCCGUCUACAAGAGGGAAAAAAUUGCUCGACCGACACGCAUGCGCAGAUGGCCCUCGUAUGCCGUGUGCGUGGCGCUGGUGGGCUUGACGGUGAGCGUCCUGGUGCUCGUGGUGAUCAUCACGGCGAUGUGGCGGCGCCCUGGAUUAAAGACCCAAACCGCCGGCCUGGUGGCAUCGGCGCCCACCAUCUCCACGGAGGCCCGGCGUCCGCGAGUCGACGCCGGUGUCCUGAGCGUCCAGAAGACGCGACCGAGCGGCGGCGUCACGGGCUUCGUGGUUUCUCCGUCGCCUCGCACGGGAAGCGCGAGGCCGUCGCGUUUGAUCGAUUGAGUUCGCUCUACAAACUGGAGACUGUCUUGGAAUUUAGCGCGUUAACGGGAUCAAAGUGGAAAACAUUUGAUGGGGGUAUAUACGUUCCGCGGAAUCGGUCGUCACGGCCAAUAAAAAAAGACGCCUUGCAGAGGCUUGCGAAAAAACUGGCUGUGGCUUAGCUAAGGUUAAGCCCAGGAUGCGAAGCAUACUAGCCUUUAUUUUAACGCGACAGCGUUAAGGAGCUCGUGUCGCAGAAAAGCCGGUGUCGUCGGCGUCGGCUCAGGCGUGCGGCGCUUGCUCAGGCGCACAUUUCGUUGUCGCGCCGAACGCUGCGUUGCUCGACGCUCACCGCGUCCGAUGUGGGGCGCGUAGUCGCUGCGCCGUAGCAAAGCCACCUAGAAACAGUCUCUGUAGCACGCCGCAACCUUCGCUUCUCAUUCCAACGAGCAGCUCUGUCUCCAUGAGGCAUCUCACCUCGUGAGUGUCUAGCAGAGGUAAGCGCAGCUGCUUAUAUACCGCCGCGACGCCGCGAGCGACGGCGCGAGUUGGAGCCCCGUUUCUCCUCUGUCGUGACGUCACGGUGCCACGUGGUCAGCCUUGAAGGCGACGCCGCGAGCGACGCCGCGAGUUGGAGCCCCGUUUCUCCUCUGUCGUGACGUCACGGUGUCACGUGGUAAUGAAGGCGACACCGCCGCGCCUGAGGAGCUGGGUUGAGCUCUAGUAAUAUGCUUCGCAUAAAAGAUUUAUUCAUAGCAGACAGCCAUUCGAAAGCGCGUUUCAGCGCGUCAUGCGCGUUUCAGCGCGUCAUGCGCGUUCCCGCUCGCAGCUGCCAGCGACUGCGACUCAAAGCGUGCUAGGUUCAUGUGUGCUAUUUAAACUAUUUUCUUUCCUUCUCGCUUCGCGCGAUGUAUUAUGUACAAACUUUGUGCUCGUAUAGGUGCAAUAAACGUG